Messenger RNA from Pisolithus orientalis, 1245 nucleotides. RefSeq lists its product as uncharacterized. The coding region runs from base 71 to 1045 and encodes 324 amino acids. NCBI's taxonomy places the organism in Eukaryota, Fungi, Basidiomycota, Agaricomycetes, Boletales, Pisolithaceae. Gene Ontology annotation, biological process: pyrimidine nucleotide-sugar transmembrane transport. The record is from RefSeq and is a predicted model, not a curated record. Gene Ontology annotation, molecular function: pyrimidine nucleotide-sugar transmembrane transporter activity. Gene Ontology annotation, cellular component: Golgi membrane; intracellular membrane-bounded organelle. The transcript is spliced from 10 exons.
AUUACAUGUCAAGUUAUCCGACUCAUUACUUAUUAAUAUUUAUUUUUGUCCAGCUCGUCGUCGAACUACCAUGCCGUCCUCGUUAUUCGUGCCCAUCCUCCUCGCGGGGAUGAUCAUCACAGGCUCCAGCAAUUCACUAUGCGGAAAAUGGCAGGACAUGCAAUGCGUCGAGAACUGCGACGACCCAAAUCCCCAGAAUCGUGUCUUGUACGAGCAGCCUGUGUGGCAAACUCUGCAGAUGUUUGGCUUCCUCCCCGUUCUUUACACGUGGUUCCGCUCGCGGUAUCAUAAAUCUGCCGCAUCGGAAGACGAACUCAAAGGAUGGAAGCUUCUCCUUCUAUGGUUUCCAGCGGCUUGUGACCUCACCGGUACAACGCUCAUGAACAUUGGUCUAUUAUACACGCCUGUUUCCAUUUACCAGAUGACACGUGGUGCCCUUGUCCUCUUCGUGGGCAUUUUCAGCGUAUUCUUCCUCCGCCGUCACCUUUGGCUGUACCAAUGGAUAUCUUUACUCACCGUCGUGGCCGGAGUAUCUCUCGUUGGUUACAGUGGCUCUCUCAUCAAAGAUACGAUCAAGGAAUCCGUGAACUUGUUCGCCUCGGGCGGUACCGUUUCGGAACCUACCAGCCAAACUGACUUGGCUAAGGUGUUGGUCGGUAUGUCCACCGCCGCCCAAUUCGUAAUCGAGGAGAAAAUCAUGGCUCGUUGGUCCGUCCAUCCACUGGUCGUUGUAGGCUAUGAGGGCUUGUUCGGAGUUAUUUCCGGUUUAAUACUCAUGCCCAUCAUGAGGCGCUUCGCCUCGCAAUCGCCUUUCUUUGACCUCUCGAGAGGGUGGCAUCAGACGGUCGAUAAUCCGAACGUUCUAUGGCCCGUUGUCGCGGCCGCAUGCAGUAUUUCGCUGUACAACUACUUUGGUCUCAGCGUGACAAGACACGACACGUGCAGAACACUCUCCAUCUGGCUAGUCAGUCUCGGGCUGGGCUGGGAGAAACUUCUAUUUCCAGUAUCCAUCCUCCAAGUCCUCGGGUUUGGAUUACUAGUGUGAGCAGUUACCUACCUUGGCCGUCAUGCGGCUAAUUAUCAUUUCACCAGUUACGGAACAUUUUUGUUCAACAGCCUUGUCAAACCACCUUCUUUCCUUCUUCCAAUUCGGACUCCGAUCGCUGCGGCGGAAGAUAUUGAUGCGGAAGAAGCCGAGGACCUCCUCGCUUCAUCGCGACUUGACGAAUCGGCCGUGUUGCCCGC